AUGAGCAGCAGAAAAAAAAAUUUAAAAAUGUGUUACCGAAAAACUGAGCCAGGAAAAAUCGAAGGACACAAUGAAUUGAAAUUUCACUAACAAGAGCUGGAAAAACAGUAGGAAAAAAUCAGCUGCCUCCGUAAGAAAAGUGAAAGCAAAACGCGUGAAACGAACUAAUACACCAAUAAACCAAUACAAAAACAAUGCGAACAAAAACGUAACGACAAAAUUUCAAACUCAAUGAACGAGAAAUUAUCACUACCCGCAGCCACACCUAUUGAACCGCUGCAACAACAACAACAACAUCAACAGACCAGUACUUGUGCGACCAUUGACCGCGCGGAUUAUCAUUACGAACCAACGCAGCUACUAGCGACAACAUACACACACGAAAGCACGAACAGCAAUAAUGACAAAGCGAGUGGAAUUGAUGUGGGCUGUGUGGUGGAUGGCAGUGAUGGUGGAGCAGCAGCUGCAACAAUCGGAGCUGGAGGUGCUGCCGGCAGUGAAUUGUAUCGUUACGCGUCGGUAGCAAGUUUAGGCGGCGGCUCAACAAUGCUGGGUAUAGACGCCUUCAUGGCGGGCACAUCUCCUGCUCCAGCUGGUGCGCCUCUAGCGCCACCUGCGACAAUUCUGAAAAUUAGCAACAAUGGAGGCAGUGGCAGCGGCAGCAAAGGUAGCAACUUGAACAGUCCGCACAAGCAGCAGUUGGGUGCACCACAGCGCGACAAUUUUUGCGGUUGCUUUGGCAACGGCAGCCCGAAUGAGGGCGUUGGGGUCGACGAUAAGCAGCAAUUGCCCGCGUUGACUUUUUGGCCCGCAUUGUUUGCCAAUUUGGGUAUUUGCACGCUACUGCUCGGCUAUCUAUUCAUUGGCUCAUUUCUAUUCCUCACCAUAGAAACUUCCGGCGACGGAGGCAGCGCAGCGGGCGUUGUCAGUGAUCCAAAUGGCUGGUCAUACGCGCACAAUGCAUACAUAUCGACACAACAAGAACAAAAACCACACAAACACCCAGCUGAAACGAGUUUCGGCGAAGCGCAGUCAAAGUUAUACAAAUCUAGUGAACCGUUAUUGGAUGUGGCAACCGCAGGAGGAAUGCGCUUGCAAGGAACUACUGCUGCUGCUGCUGCUGAUGGAGAAAAGCCACAUGAAAGCAGUAGCAGUGGCAACUUCCACGUGAAUAUGCCCAAUACGAAGAGACAGGUAGCGGUGAAUAGUACGCAAACAGUUGCAACGGUUGCUGUGCAAUUUGAUGUGAUUGCAAAACCGGAAACGGAAACAUACAUUGACAACAAGCACGCCAACAAGUUGGGGCCAACGAACAGCAUGACGCCGCAACAGUCAAAUGACGCUGCCGCUGGUAUAGCUACAUACGAGUAUUCAACACUGCGACAAGCCUAUCGAGUUGCUGCUAAUACCAUGGAAGCUGCCAUUGGCAAUGACAUUAACGGCGAUGAUGUUGAUGUUGAUGCUGAGGUUGGUGCUGGUAUGGCUGAUGGGGAAGGGGUUGGCGAGGUGAUGGCUGCGGCCGAUGGUGCAUGGGGUGGUGAAAAUGUGGCGCUGAAACGUACUGUGGAGAAUAUUUGGGAUAUAACGGUUUCAUUGAAUAUACUCUACAAGGAAAAUUGGACUAAAUUGGCCGCCUUGGAGAUUAAUAAAUUUCAGGAUCAAUUAGUCAAACGGCUUGUCAUGGAUUUGACUCUAUCAACGGCGACAGGAGUAGUGGGGGCAGGUAUGCCCGCAACAACAAUGAACGAUGCAUAUUCAAGGCAACAACAGCAGCAACAACAACUAUACUCACAACAAGAUAACAUUGAACAACAUCAGCCAUCGCAGCCGUACGAUUAUCACAACAUGGAAUCGGCUACAAAUAAACAUUACGGCAAUGAUGCAGCUCAACAGCGUCAACAACAAAGACAACGUGAACGUUACUGGCAUUUACAAGCGGCACGACAACGUCAGUGGCAAUUGCAAAAGCAGCAACAGCAAUUUGAGUGGAAUUUCGCAACGUCAUUUCUGUAUUCGCUGACCGUGGUGACGACAGUGGGCUACGGCACCAUUACGCCACGCACUACACUCGGCCGCAUGGUCACCAUUGCGUAUGCUACAAUUGGCAUUCCACUCACGUUGGUGUAUCUCUCGAGCAUCGGCAGCAUUUUGGCAAAAUUAGCCAGCGGCUUUUGUGAGCGUCUACUAUGUUGUUGUUUUUGUCGUGCGUCUCCCAAUAAACGUCAUACAAUUUGUGGCUUUAGUCGACAACAGGUCUCGGAUAAAAAGUGUAAUCUCAAACUGCAACAGUUACAAAAGCAUCAUCACCAACAACAGCAGCAGCAGCAGCAUCCGUCGAACUCAGCUCAGUUGGCACAACAACAACAGACAACGCAGUCUACACAAUCGGCACACUUGCCCUACUGCUACGUGCGCCCCCCGGCUGAUGAUUCACUUAGCUAUGCUGAGCACUCACCACUCUCUGCGCAUUCCGGCACGCGCAACAGCAGCGCGCAUACACUACGCUGGUCGCUAGCGCUGCCGCUUGGCUUCUGUGUGCUGCUCUUAUUGUCGUACGUUGCCUUCGGCUCGCUGGUUAUUGCGCUAAUGGAGCAGUGGCCUUUCUUCGAUGGCAUCUACUUCUGUUUCAUGAGUUUGACGACAAUUGGCUUUUGUGAUCUACUGCCGGGUGCGCAUGUGCGCCCUGCCACCACCGCCUCCACGUUGGUCGUGUGGUUCUGUGCGGCGUACAUAUUGAGCGGCCUAACGCUCACCUCCAUGUGCGUGAAUUUGUUGCAUGAUGAAUUUUUGCAGCGUAUGCGUGUUGUGGUGAAAUUCAAAAAAGUUGCCACCGGCAAGAACACAGCGAAAGAGCGAAAUUUCUUUGGUGCACCACCUUGACGAUGCGGCGAAAGCUGUGUGGGUGCGCGCGCUGGUGGUGGCACAGCUGUUUGCAAUGCAACUUUGUCAUCGAGACUGCUGCAUGGCGAUAGCUUUCUGCGCAUGGUGGCAUUGUUUCUGCGGAAUGGAAUACGGAUGCAGCAGCGAACGAGCGGGCGAUGAAGAUGCAGAUGGGUGUGUGUAUGUGAGCGUGAGAUGUGGAACGAGUGGAUCGAUAUAUGAGAUUAAACCUGUGCCAAACGUGAUUAUUUUUUAAGUGUUAGUCGUACUUAAGUGCGUAAAAAAAGUGUGUUUCUCUUCUUUAUAUUCUUAAAAAUAAAGAUACUUUCGAUUGAUUCGUAAUUCCAUUUGAUGCCGCACAAAAGUGACGUAGUGACAACGCCCGGCGCAGACAAUGAGUCGCGCAAAAAUCAACGCCUACCCUCUACUCCAUGAGCCAUCACCAAGAAGCUGUGUGAAAACUGACACAAUUAACUCUUGGAAAUUUAAGCAGCAGACGCUGACAAAACGUGACCAUAACGAAAAUUUAAUUUCAACGUAAAUUAAGUUGAGCUUAAAACUUUGUGAGCUCCACUCCCCUCAUCGUAUCACAUCGAAUUAUUCUGUAACUUCGACGCUACCUUCAAACGCACCCGCACAUAGAGGGGGAGUGAGUGAGAGAUUAUGCCACGAGUACGUGAAUUCUGCGCUCAGUACAGUUCAAUUUCGUGAAGCUUUGUGAAACGUGACAGCAAUGCGCGGCAACAGCAACAACAACAAGAACAACAACGUUUUCUUAUUAUUUUUAUUGCGGCGCACUAAGGAGGCAACAUCGAGAAGGAGUAGUAGGGUAAGGAAAAUGCGCAGGCGAAAGUUGACAGUUGCUUGACAGUUGACAGUGAAAGUUAAGCUGCGGUAGCUGCCACAAUUGACAACUCACAGCUGACGUAGUCGCUGUCACUGCGGUUGUGGUCGGCGGAGUACAAGUCGUACAUGCGGAAAUGGGGUAUGGUGAAUAGCAGCGGAUGCGAUGGCAAUCUUCACCGCUGUCAUUUGCAUAUUUCAUAAUAUAUUUGAAAUGAGUGCAAGGAAAUAUACGAGUAUAAGGAAAUGUAUAUUUAAAAUUGAAUUUAAAUAUUUAUGAAAUGUGUUCAGUUGUAUUGAAAAUAUUUUAAAAAUAUGAAAUAGAAAAAAACCUGCAUUUAUUAUUUUUAAACCGUAGCGUGAAUUAACAUUAAGUUUGUUAGAGUGU
This is a messenger RNA of Anastrepha obliqua, 4111 nucleotides long. RefSeq lists its product as uncharacterized. NCBI's taxonomy places the organism in Eukaryota, Metazoa, Arthropoda, Insecta, Diptera, Tephritidae. Bases 232 to 2880 code for a protein of 882 amino acids. Gene Ontology annotation, molecular function: potassium ion leak channel activity. Gene Ontology annotation, biological process: potassium ion transmembrane transport; stabilization of membrane potential. The record is from RefSeq and is a predicted model, not a curated record. Gene Ontology annotation, cellular component: membrane. The transcript has 5 exons.